CAUCAGUCGCUCAGCAUCAGCAGCUACAGCUACAAGUCAACUCUUAACUCUCCCAUUCCAAGGAAUAUUUCUAUAUACCCAAACUCAACAUGAACUUCUACAAGAUCUUCAUCUUUGUCGCCCUCAUCCUGGCCAUCAGCAUGGGUCAAUCAGAGGCGGGUUGGCUGAAGAAGAUUGGCAAGAAAAUCGAACGCAUUGGCCAGCACACUCGAGAUGCCACCAUCCAGGGCUUGGGCAUUGCUCAGCAGGCAGCAAACGUUGCAGCCACAGCCAGAAUAUCACUGCUCAACAUGAACUUCUACAAGGUCUUCAUAUUUGUUGCCCUCAUCCUGGCCAUCAGCACGGGUCAAUCCGAGGCUGGCUGGCUGAAGAAGAUUGGCAAGAGAAUUGAACGCAUUGGCCAAAACACUCGCGAUGCCACCAUCCAGGGCUUGGGCAUUGCUCAGCAGGCAGCAAAUGUGGCCGCCACAGCCAGAGGCUGA
Messenger RNA from Drosophila hydei, 482 nucleotides. RefSeq lists its product as uncharacterized. The transcript is spliced from 4 exons. The record is from RefSeq and is a predicted model, not a curated record. Gene Ontology annotation, cellular component: extracellular region. Gene Ontology annotation, biological process: defense response to Gram-negative bacterium; defense response to Gram-positive bacterium; antibacterial humoral response. Lineage: Eukaryota; Metazoa; Arthropoda; Insecta; Diptera; Drosophilidae. Bases 90 to 482 code for a protein of 130 amino acids.